AUGAAUCCAGCUAUGACACCUUAUGCAGCACCUCCUGGAUUCUAUGGUGGACCAUACCUGCCAUCUCUAAAUCCAUAUGGGUAUCCAUCUCCUUGUGUACCAGUCCCUGGGAGCUAUCCAGUACCAUUUCCUGGAUAUGGUGGACCAUUCCCACAACCAUUCCUUGGACCACCACAGCUGUAUCCCAGCAUACCCUAUGCAUAUGGCCCAUGUCCUGGAAUGUUCCCGCCUGGAUACAUGGUACCUCAACAGCAAUACCCACAGCCAUGA
Molecule: messenger RNA, 270 nt
Organism: Saccostrea cuccullata (small rock oyster)
Lineage: Eukaryota; Metazoa; Mollusca; Bivalvia; Ostreida; Ostreidae
Product: nematocyst expressed protein 4-like
Exons: 1
Coding region: 1-270 (89 amino acids)
Source: RefSeq, a predicted model, not a curated record